Cynara cardunculus var. scolymus (artichoke) is the source of this 1482-nucleotide messenger RNA. RefSeq names its product protein trichome birefringence-like 12. The record is from RefSeq and is a predicted model, not a curated record. Gene Ontology annotation, molecular function: O-acetyltransferase activity. NCBI's taxonomy places the organism in Eukaryota, Viridiplantae, Streptophyta, Magnoliopsida, Asterales, Asteraceae. Bases 1 to 1200 code for a protein of 399 amino acids. Gene Ontology annotation, cellular component: Golgi apparatus. The transcript has 4 exons.
AUGGCUACUAAGCUACCUUCAGCGCUGUUAACAUGGUUAGUCAUCUCGACCUGUUCCCUCAUUUUCUUCUACUCGAAACUACUUCCUCUGUACCCAUCUUUAAAACCCUCUAAAGUUCCAUCAUCGCAACCCCCAAUACCCUGUAACCUAUUCGCCGGAAAAUGGGUGUUUGACCCCAACAGUCGAAAACCCAUCUAUGAUGAGACCUGCCCUUUCCAUAGAAACGCAUGGAACUGCCUUAGAAACCAAAGAGAUAAUAUGGACCGGAUCAAUUCUUGGAAAUGGGUACCCGAAGAUUGCGAGCUUCAUGAGAUUGAUCCGCUUGAGUUUAUGGGUGUGAUGAAGGAUAAGAGAAUUGGGUUUGUUGGGGAUUCUUUGAAUGAGAAUUUCUUGGUGAGUUUGUUGUGCAUACUUAGGGUUGCUGAUAUGGGUGCUAGGAAAUGGAAGAGGAAAGGGGCAUGGAGAGGGGCUUAUUUCCCUAAAUUCAAUGUUACUGUUGCGUAUCAUCGUGCGGUUUUGCUAGCAAAAUACGAGGAGCAGCCAAAACAGUUGGAGAUCCAUGAGAAAGAUGAAGUGAAGGGUGUACAUCGUGUAGAUGUGGAUAUUCCAGCAAAAGAGUGGGCGGAUAUCGGUGGUUUCUAUGAUGUUCUCAUUUUCAAUACUGGACACUGGUGGGGUUAUGAUAAGUUUCCAAAAGAGUCGCCUCUUGCUUUCUACAAAGGGGGUAAGCCAAUAGUUCCUGCUCCAGAUAUGUUGGACGGGCUUCAAAUUGUACUCAAGAACAUGGCUGCUUAUAUAGAAAAAGAAUUCCCGAAGACACUCAAGUUUUGGCGGUUGCAAUCACCAAGGCACUUCCAUGGCGGUGAUUGGAACCAAAAUGGAAGUUGCUUAUUCAGUGACCCCCUAAAGAAAUCUGAGCUUGACGUGUGGUUUGAUCCCAGCAACAACGGAGUAAAUAAAGAAGCAAGACUGAUCAAUCAACUGCUUAUUGAGGCACUGCAAGAAACGGAUAUUCAACUACUUGACCUGAGUCAUCUGAGUGAGUUCAGAGCCGACGCCCAUCCAGCCACAUGGUUGGGAAAGAAGGAUGCCGUGUCCGUUUGGGGUCAGGACUGCAUGCACUGGUGCCUACCAGGUGUCCCAGACACUUGGGUCAACAUCUUGUGGCAACUUAUGCGUUAUCAGUUAGCCACAAAAUGAUGAUUUGGGCAAUUAAUUUCUCGGAACCCAGAAUGUUACAGAUCUUGCCAAAAGUUGUUUAGAUCAAGAUUCUUCUGCAAAUUUGCUGAUGGGGUAGUUGAUUAUAGAGGAGAUACCAUACAUGGUUCAAUUGUGUAGAUUAGAUGAUUUUUACUACUGAAUUUGUAGAUUCAUUACGUGCAUUUUGGGUACAGGAAGAUCUGUAUGCAUCUUACCUUUCAGAUACUUCUGAUGUGUACGUUUGAUUUGGUUAUUAUAUGUUUUUGGGGGAGUGUUGUUAAA